CUCGGUUCACCUUUCAACCACUGCCUUACCCCGACGCGGCUCAGUAUUCGUCAAUCAGCCAUCCAACUCUGUCGGAUGAAAUUGAUCGGGCUACCGUGUCGCAUGCGGUUCUCGCACUAUAUUUGGCAGGAACAAGAGCUCGUCCCGUUGUUGGUUUACAAGCAAGCACAGCACUGUGUAGUCAAUUGACUGGGCACGGUUCUCCCGAAAACCUCCAGUCCCUCUUCCUUUCCCUACUACCUACGUCCCAAGAAUUACUCCUCCCCCCUCCCUUUUGCCCCCUCCAACCAAACCAUUCUGCCGCGCAUCCCUUCAUGCGCCGCCAGAUGUUCUGCCCAUGUCCAACCCGCCCUUUGCACCCGAAAAUACCGCAGCCGCAGAUGCUGCAGCGGUGAGUCCCAUUCGGACAGCGGAAACUGGCGACGCGGCGCCUUCUCCAUCAUCUCCAUCAGGAACGCAGACGCAAACGCCACCGCCAUCUUGGCUCCCAGGGACGGCAGCACAAGAAGAAGGGUCCGUCUCGUCGGUACCACCACCACCACCACCACCACCACCACCAUCACCAUUACCACCAUCACAAUCACCCCCUGCCGGGCAGCGAGACACGGCUGGCGCGGUUCCCCUGGCAGCCCAAGCCACUGGAGCCUCUGCCACGGCCCACGCUGAUCCCGUUAAACAUGCCCGGGGCCCUGUCGCCCUGCAACGGCCCCACGGCCCUUCUUUGCUGACCCAGGCUCUUGCAACAGCUCGCGGCAUCCCGAGACAGACCCAGUGCGAUCCCUCGCAACCUCAAAAAGCCCACCCUUCCCAGCACCCCCAGAAUCACUCGGAGCCUCAGGAACUCCAUAACAAGGACACCGGCAGUCGAAAUACCCGCCAUGGCUCCCGGCCCCAGGGCGACGGCGACUCCCUGACACCGCGUCUCUCUCCUCGAAAGUCGGCCAUGUCUUCGUCUUCAACCGCCACGUCCACGGCAGUGGCCGCCCCCGUCUUCGGGAGGCUCGAUCUCGCCGAGGUCAAUUCAAUGCUUAGCGGCCACCGCGAUUUCCUGAACAAGACCAAGGCCAAGGUCGGCCCGCUCGAGUCUUCCGAGAGGGAACGCCCGGCUCGAUGGGAUGGCUACUCCAACGACAAGACGGCCACCAGUGCUUAUCAUCAUACCUCUGUGCACCCCACCGACCCUCCUGCUGCCGUCCACCACGUAGCCGACGCCGAGAACGGGGUGGUAGACGGCCGUCCCCAACUCAGACCUUGGAAGACAGAACACCGUGUGUCUAUGGGCCCCGAGAAGGUCUGGUCGAUCGGGGCGGGAGAUGCAGGCGGUGUCCAAGAUGGACAAGUUGAGAAGUCGAUCUCGGAGGUCCUCGCAGGUGUCGAGCACAAUAACCGCAGUCGGAAAGCGAGCCACAGCUUACGCUUCUUCAAAGAAGGUCUUCCGGAAGAGAAGGGAAAGCGCAAGGAUCAGCGCUCGUCGCACUCCACCCGAGACAGGUCACCUUCUAGGGGAGAGAAGCUCGCCGACAUCCAAGAGCAACCCGUGGGUGGCGAAUCGGCGGACGCACAGGCGCUCGGAGACGCAGCGUCGAUAUCUGAACCACACAAGCGGAUGCCCGAGUCUAAGGCAACCCAAGGCUCCCCUAGGUAUCAUGCCGUCCCUCAACACGGCGAAUUCGCCCAGGGUCCUACCGCUCCUGCUGCUGCUGCUGCUGUUGUUGUUGCUGAACCGGUGCCCUCCGAGCAUGAAUUGGGUGGACCGGAACAGCAGGGACCCGACUCGGCAGAUUCGAGUCACCAGUCCAAGCCGCGGCCGGAGUCGGAUCUCGGCAAUGGGGUUGGGGAGAGUGUCGAGGAAGGUGAGGAUUCGGGAGAGGAAAAGAUCUCGUCGGCCGUGUUCUUGCCCCAUCAGGGCCCCGGGGAGUCGCCAGAGAGCUCCCCAGUGUCUGGGAUGCCACAAAAGAUGGUCCCCUCGAGAAGGCAUUCCCGGCAUGGCGAUUUCCAUCCUUGGCUCGUCAAAGCUGACGAGCCCGAGAUUGAUGACGAGCAAAAAAGCCUCAACAACUUUGAGGGCGAGGUCGGGCUGGAAGCUGCCGAAUAUCCCAGUGUAGCUCCAGAGGUAGCCUACAGGCAGGCUGAAGAUUCCGCCCCCGUUGCCCAACGUGAACCUGCUGUCCACUCCUCCCGCUUGUCUCGUCCGGUAUCUCAUUAUCAUGAGGAUGCCGUCCACGAGCAUCAAUGGACACCGAAGCAGCCGUUGGAGGCCAUUGAGUUAAUCCCUUACAAGCACCAGGUCGGCGGUCAUACAACCCUAUGGAGGUUCUCCCGUCGUGCCGUAUGCAAGCAAUUAAACAAUCGUGAAAACGAGUUCUACGAAAAGAUCGAGAAAUACCAUCGCGAUUUGUUGGCGUUCUUGCCUAGGUAGGAUCCCUCCCCCCCCUUUCUUCCACCACCCUUUUUCCAGGGACCAAUGGAUCUCGAGCGAGGAUGCUGACAGAA
Thermothelomyces thermophilus ATCC 42464 is the source of this 2493-nucleotide messenger RNA. RefSeq lists its product as uncharacterized. The transcript has a single exon. The record is from RefSeq and is a predicted model, not a curated record. Lineage: Eukaryota; Fungi; Ascomycota; Sordariomycetes; Sordariales; Chaetomiaceae. The annotation marks the transcript as partial.